AUGCGACGUCCGCUCUCACCGACUUUGGCCAAAUUGGCCGAGCAGGAGGUGAAUGAGACGCCCGACCGGAUUCAGCAGGACAUCAUCAUCCUCCGCGUCUGGAUUCGCCAGCAGCCGCACCUGCGCGCCCGCACGGAUGUGGAUUUCCUGAUCGCCUUCCUGAGACGCUGCAGGUACAGUUUGGAGGAGACCAAGCGCCGCAUCGACCGCUACUUCACCCACUACAACCUCUUCCCGGAGAUCAUGAACAAUCGCUGUGUGACGCAGCGACUCCUGGACAUCAAUCGCAUGGGAAUUUGCCUAUAUCCGGAUAUGCCCAAGGGAGAUAGUCGUUCAGCCAUGUUCAUAACCCGUUUUGGCCAGUUUGACCCCAAUCUGUACAUGCUGCGCGAGAUCUAUCACUUUUCCGCGAUGGCCAUGGAGGUGAUAGCGCUGGAGAAUGACCACGCCUCCUUGGCGGGAAUCUGUGAAAUCAUUGACCUCGAGGGCGUCAAUUCGGACAAGAUGCGCCGAUUCGACAGGGUUCUAUUUCGCAAGUGGUGGAACUGGCUCUAUAACUGCAGUCCCCUGAAGGUCAAGGAGAUGUACAUCAUUAACAUGCCCAAGGAUAUUCAGGGCACCGUCAUGUUUCUGUACAACGUGCUCAGCAUGCAGGUCAACUAUCCGAUUCGCGUCCUGAAGAACAGCGAGGAGCUGAUCGAGCACAUUGGCAAGGACUCGCUGCCGGAGGAGUACGGUGGCACAAAUGGCCACUUGGGUGAGUGCGUGGCCUACAUGGAGGACCUGCUGAACAGCUACCGCGGGUAUUUCGAGCAGGACUGCAACUACGGGACCAUCGAGGAGCUGCGUCCCGGCGAGAUUGCCACCUACGAGGCCGAGUUCGGGGCCAGUGGCUCCUUCCGCCGGCUGAACUGGGACUGACCAUGACCCGGAAGCAGGAAGUCUGCCCCACCUACACCUACCAUAUACACAUUCCAAGCUCUGCUGUAGUCGAUCAAUUAAA
Molecule: messenger RNA, 1003 nt
Organism: Drosophila rhopaloa
Lineage: Eukaryota; Metazoa; Arthropoda; Insecta; Diptera; Drosophilidae
Product: alpha-tocopherol transfer protein-like
Exons: 3
Coding region: 1-921 (306 amino acids)
Cellular component (GO): membrane
Molecular function (GO): phosphatidylinositol bisphosphate binding
Source: RefSeq, a predicted model, not a curated record